Messenger RNA from Uloborus diversus, 3527 nucleotides. It is a transcript of the gene Csp, whose product is annotated as dnaJ homolog subfamily C member 5-like. Gene Ontology annotation, cellular component: type Is terminal bouton. Bases 172 to 813 code for a protein of 213 amino acids. Lineage: Eukaryota; Metazoa; Arthropoda; Arachnida; Araneae; Uloboridae. Gene Ontology annotation, biological process: regulation of neuromuscular synaptic transmission. The record is from RefSeq and is a predicted model, not a curated record. The transcript has 6 exons.
AAUGACGUCAAAAAUAUGUCGGCAAAAUGUCUGUAGAUCGGUUUCUGUAUUGUGACAGAUAUUUACAUAUUAACUAAUGUAGUAAAAUCAUAUGUCAAUUUCUUAUUGCCAUUAAUGAUAAAGAGUAGUUAGACAAAUUGAUAACUCUAGUUUUUGUAAUAUUAUAGUAGUAUGGCCACUGCAGCUCGUAAACUUUCCACAUCUGGAGACUCUUUGUAUCUGACUUUGGGAUUGCCUAAAACUGCAACUCCUGAUGAAAUUAAGAAAACCUACAGGAAGCUUGCUCUCAGAUUUCAUCCUGAUAAGAAUCCCAAUGACCCAGCUGCUUCAGAAAAGUUCAAAGACAUUAAUAGAGCUCACAGUAUAUUAAGCGAUUUAACAAAGAGAAAUAUAUAUGACAAUUAUGGAUCUUUGGGACUUUACAUUGCUGAGCAGUUUGGUGAAGAAAAUGUGAAUACCUAUUUUGUGCUUACUAGUGGCUGGUGUAAGGCUCUCUUUGUCUUUUGUGGAAUUAUUACUGGAUGUUAUUUGUGUUGUUGCUUUUGCUGCUGCUGUAACUUCUGCUGCGGUAAAUGUAAACCUCGUGCUCCUGAUGAAACUGGAGACUAUUGCAACUUGAAGGAAGAGUACGAUAGUGGCGGGAGCAAUCCAUCAACUCCUAUUCGUUCUCAACCACAGAGCUCUGAGAAUAAACCUGCUAUGGCUAUGCCAAUGCCUGCACCUGGUGACAAUGUCACAGAAAUGACGGGACUAAAAAGUGCACAGACUGUUACUUACAUGACCGGUCAUGGAGCAACAUUACAGAGCCAGUAAUUACUGAUGUUAUUUUAGUUUCCUUGAAUGUAGAUAUUUUUAUGAUCAUCCUUUAUCAUGAAUUGGGAUACCAUACUGGUAACAAGAUCAUAUGCAUUCAAUAUGUUUUAAGUGCUUGUAUAUCUUGAAGUAACUAGUAUAUUUUAUCUUAGUGCUUUUCGAAAAUAUUAUCAGUAAUUAUUUAAAGGCAAUUUUCAGUUUGAAGAAACACUUCCUUCAUUUGUAACUGUCCUCAUUUGAAAUAAGGAGUUAUUAUGCAUUUACUGCAAAUAAAAGUAGGUAAUGUACUGCUUUUAAAAGUGUGUAAGUUUGAAAUGCCUUACCUUUAUUAAAAUAUUAUGCAGGAAAAAAAAACUUGUGGAUCCCCUCAUGAUAACGUGCAUGAUUGUUGUGGGUAGCUAUUUAUGUUUCAUUUUUUGAUCAGCUGGUUUCUGAUCAAUUGUUAUUUUCCAAUUAUCAUGAAGUUGUUGAAUUUUAAAUUAUAUAUUUUUUCUUAUUUUCGUUUAAGUGUGCCUAUUUAUUUCAUGGAUCUUAUCUUUUGAGAAGUAUACUUUGUGAUAGUUAGAUCUGAAGCUCUUAGUAAACGUUGAACACUCAUAUGCAUUUAUCUUUAAAAUCUUUUUGAAAAAAUUUCUUCAUCAAGUUUUGUUUUUAUCAAAUUUUAUCAUUUCUUCUGUUUUUAAGGCAGUUGUUUUUUUUUUUUUUUUUUUUAAAUACAAAUGAGCAGUCUUAAUAUUUAUAAUCUUGUAAUACUAAUAAAAUAAGUUAGAAAUUUAUUUCUGUUUCAAGUUCUUUUUUCAUUUAAGUCAUUACCACCUUUGAACUAUUUAAGGCAUUUAUUUCAGACAAUAUCAAAAACUUACGCUACUUAAUUUUUCUUGAUUAACCAAAAUUUCUACGCUAAUUUUAUUUUUGUUUUUAGUACAUUGAUUUUGUAAAACUCCUAUUUUAAUACUAUUUUUCAAUUUUAUUUAUAGUGUCUUUAUUUUACAUACAUUUUGAAAUUGUUUAUAUUUUUUAAAAUAUAUUUUGAUACUUGAAAUUGUUUAGAUGUUUUAAAAAUCUGUUAUGAUGCUGUUUACUCACAUGCAGAACAUGUUGCUUGCAAGAGGUCAAAAUUUUUUACAUUUUUCUGAUUUAUAUCUGAAGCUGUUUCAAAGUACAAUUCAAGAGCGGGAAUAUAACCUUCGCUUGCAUGAUACAUGUGCAAUCCAGCUGGAAAAAAAGAAUUAUCAAAUAAAUUUUCACUUUACAGUAUAAUUAUGUAAUCAAUGUGUUGAAUUUUGAAAUGUUUAUAAGCAACAAUGUUAUUUCAUCGUGGUGUGGUCAUUAAUAAAUUUAGAAUUAUAUUUUGUAACAUAAUUUCAAUAGUAUGAGAUACAAGAUGUAUAUUUUAGUGGUUGAUAAGUUUAAGUAGGGAAUAUAUAUGUAAGUGUUUGUAUAUAUGUAACCACUAAAGAGCCAUGUGUUAAAAUGAAAGAAUAUGUUAAAAUGAAGGACUGAUUGAAUUCUAUGAAGUAAGCACUCACCAAAUUUUACUAAUUAGAAUUAAGUAAAUUGAGUUGAAGAAUAUCAGUUAAUUGAAUAAUUUAAAACAAAUAAUGCAUAAAAUGUUCUUUGAUUUUAAAUUUAUCAGAAAUAUGAAAACAAUAAAUGUUUGUAAAUAUGGAUGUAGAUUUAGUAUCCAAGUCAGCAGUUGCCUGUUACGAAAUUCAGUCUGAAAAUAUUUCAAAGCAACUCGUACCUUCAAAAUAUUCUCUAUGUAAUGCCAUGUUAGUGCAGAUAUCUUUACAAUGUUAGUGUCACUGGAAAAAAUAUUUCUCAAUCAUUAAUUUGGUUUUGGAUUGAAAUUUUUACACAAACACUAGAUCAAAUUCGACUCAUUACACUGUAGUUUCAAGAGCAUAAAUUUUUAAUUAAUUUACUUUUGGGGAAAUGUAAUGUAUUUGACUAGAGAGGAAUAAGUAUAAGCAUGAAAGUGAAUGAAGUUCUUUAUACUUGAAGUUCACAUUCAAGGAAAAAUGAAGAGACAUUUUGCCUGCUGUCAAAGGUUUUUAGAAAUUUUUGAUCGUAAUUACUUCAAUUACUAUCAUAUCAACUACCACUGAGAGCUGAAACUUUUCUACGUUGAAAAAUCACGAAAAAAGGGGAAAGUAUUGAACUAUUUUCUUUUUUAUACGUAACUUUUUUCCUUGUACUCAAGAAAUGCUAUUUCCACACAUACUUAUUCUUUUUGAACAUUUUGUCUAUUGCUGACUGUUAUAUCAUGGAGAAAAACAAGUUUUAAUAGUUAGCAAAAAUUUAGUAUAUUCACUUACACUCUGUAAAUAAUCUUAAGACUUUAUGUACAUUUUUGAAACAUUCAAAUUAUGUUAUGUAAUAUUUUCAUUUUUGUAACUGUAUUUCAAUAAUUAUCAACAUGCUAAGCUUGUGAAAGUUUAGAUUCUUAAAGAAGGCUGUUGUUAUUCGACCUCCUCCUCUGUGUCAUAAAAUGCAUUUAAGAUCUAUGUUUACAAAUGAUAACCAUUGACUGAUAAACAUUUUGAAACAAUUAUUUUUAAUGUUUGAAAACUAAACGCUUUUUUUGAAAAAUGGAUUUAAUUGUAUUUCGAGUUGUGAUAUGCUCUAAUUUAGUGAAAGUGCAAUGUAUUUAUUUCUUUAAAAAGUGAAAUUUAGUUAAAUGUGACUUUAAUAAAAAUUUCCUGAUCUGCCAA